Messenger RNA from Lotus japonicus, 2038 nucleotides. Its product is annotated as transcription factor DIVARICATA-like. The record is from RefSeq and is a predicted model, not a curated record. NCBI's taxonomy places the organism in Eukaryota, Viridiplantae, Streptophyta, Magnoliopsida, Fabales, Fabaceae. Bases 974 to 1900 code for a protein of 308 amino acids. The transcript is spliced from 2 exons. Gene Ontology annotation, molecular function: DNA binding.
AAAAGUGCACAGAAGCAGGGGGUGUCUACUCAAUUAUAAUAAGAGGGAACUUUUUAUAUAGUUGCAGGAUGCCAGGAUCCACAAACACAUAGCACCCAAUCACAGCUCACCAGCUUCAUGCACUGCUUUUCUGUUUUCUCCCUUGUUGGUUUCCUCUUUGAGAAGAUAACACCAAAGUUUGUUUCAAGAUUCAUUCAGCUUGGUCACUUUGCUUUUUCAGCUUCCAUUUAUUUCCCUCUUUCUCAUUAGGGGGUCUCCUAUUCCUUUUUUUGUGCUUAGUUUGUGUACCAUUAAAUUUCUUUCCCUUUUCUUUGUUUCUCUGCUUCAAGGAAAAGGGAAUAACAAAUUUUUCUUUUCUUUUUUCUCCUUUGAUACCACAUAAAUUCUGAGUCUUUCUGCUGUUUCCUAAUUGGGUUUGCACAUUCAUUGUCUUAGGCUCCUUCCCUUUUGCUCUGCCUUAGCUUCUAAUUACUUUCCCAAUUAGGUUAGGCUUAAGUUCAAGCUGCAUAAAGAGUUGUCAGUUUUUUUCCUCUCAAAGUUGUCAUUUCCCAGUUGUUAUUCUUCUGUGUGUGGGGUAUUUAUUUUUCCUGGGUUUUUCUCUAUCUCAGUUCUAGUAUAGUAUCAGAGAGGGAAGUUCACUGGGUUUAGUUACAACUUACAAGUGGUUCUAGGGUUAUCUUUUUGGACCAAAUUAGACAAUAGUCUUGAACCUCAAUUUGGAGCAUUUUCUUUUGUAGAUUCCUGAGGGGCAUGCCACAAAAAAGGGUAUUCUGAUUCCUUUCCAAAUGCUUGCUGAUUUAUCCUUGAUGAUGUUGUGGUAAAAUCUCCACCUCUGCUUCUCAUUUAUCUCUGCCUCCCCUCUCUCCUCCCCUGAAUCAACUCUGUUUUCCCAUAAAGAUUUAAUCUUUCUAGUGAAAUCUUCUCCUACAUGCUCCUAUAGUUUGUGUUCCUAUCUUGGGUGUGUGUGUAUGUGAUGAAGUGGGAAAUGGAAAUCCUUCCUCCAGCACCAUAUAUUCACAACCCCAACAAUAGCACCAAUUGGCUUCUAGAAGAUAAUAGGAACACCAAAUGGACCCCUGCAGAGAACAAGCUGUUUGAAAAUGCUCUUGCAGUGUAUGAUAAGGACACCCCGGAUCGGUGGUACAGGGUGGCUGAGAUGAUACCAGGAAAAACAGUUGUGGAUGUGAUAAAGCAGUACAAGGAAUUGGAAGUGGAUGUUUGUAACAUAGAAGCUGGGUUGGUCCCAAUUCCUGGCUACAGCAGCACUACCUCACCCUUCACCUUAGACUGGGUGAACACCCCUCCUGGGUAUGAUGGGUUUAAAGGACUCACUGCAAAGAGAUCCUCUUCAGGCAGAUUACCUGAUCAGGAAAGGAAGAAAGGUGUGCCAUGGACUGAAGAGGAACACAAGUUGUUUCUGCUGGGUCUGAAAAAGUAUGGCAAAGGAGAUUGGAGGAACAUUUCAAGGAAUUUUGUGAUUACUAGAACACCAACUCAGGUGGCUAGCCAUGCUCAGAAGUACUUCAUCAGGCAACUUUCAGGGGGAAAAGACAAGAGGAGAGCUAGCAUCCAUGACAUAACAACAGUUAAUCUCACAGAAACCACCAGAACAACUCCUAAUUCAGAAGACAGCAAGAGAUCCACUUCACCACAGAAUUCUGCGAUGCUCUCCGGCCUCCGCGGCCCGGAUUCGGCAUCUGCUGGACUGCAUUUUCAGUGGAACAAUACUCAGCCAAAUGCAGUACCAACUAUAGCACCCAAUCCUGUACAUGAACAACAAUUCAUGUCUCCUUAUGGACUUAACUCCUAUGGUUUUAAAAUGCCAGGCCAGAAUUAUUACUUAGGACCUCAGACCCAGAACAUGGUUUUCCAAAUGCAAUCCUCUUCUCAGCACUAUUAACAUGCAUGAUGGGGUGGUUGGUUGUAUUGAAUUAUUAUUUAUGGCUAGAACCCAGUGUCUUUUGGUUCAGUUCACAAGUAGUACAGUGUUUGUGCUUUUUUACCAAGUUCUAUGUGAAUAUAUCCUUGCAUUAGAAUA